UAUAUAUUAUAAAUUUUUCUUGCCCCUUCACUACGCCCCCUGCCGUCCGGGCCGGGCUUUCUCCAAGAAACCGGUGACUUAAACCCACCCGAGUCCACUCCUCUUAAUCGGGCUUCCUCUCUCUCUCUCUCUCUCUCUCUCUACACUUUAUCUCACUAAACAUGGCCGAUCACCACCACCACCACCACCACCGCCCGAAUCGCAUCGCUCUCCCCACACGAGCAUCCAAUGCCGCCUCCGCUGCCGCUACUCCGACCCCCCGCCCCUCUUACCCGGUCUUCCCUUCCACCCCUGCCGCGACUCCCUCCAAAAACCGCCGCCCCAUCUCCCGGCUCUCCGGCGCCUCCGCCGCAACCUCCUCCUUCUCCUUCCUCUUCCUCCUCCUCUUCUCCCUCCGCUCCCUCUACUCCCUUUUCCCAUUUCUGCGCGCUUCCCCUCCCUCUUUCUCCAUCUUCCCUUUCUCUUUCCUCGUCUCUCUCCUCUCCUUCAUCCUCACCCUCUCUUUCUCUCUCUUCGCCUCCGUUUUCAGUGGAGACUCUCACACUAGGAAGCCCCAGCGGCCCCUUCUCUCUCUCACUCUAAUCACCCAAUCCCAGCACAAGCUCCUCGUCGCCAAAUCACUCCUCCUCGCUGUCGUUUUCCUGCUCAGAUUUCAGGCCUUAAGAUACUGCGGCGCGGCGGCGUUGAUCCUAGCCGAAUUGGCCGGAAAUGUGGCGGCUCGUUUCAUGGCGGAAGGUAAAAAUCGAAUCUUUAUCGGUAAUAAUUCAAUCGGAUCAUCCAAAUUUCGUGGGUUUAUCGCACUUUUAUCUGGGUUGAUCUUGUUGUCACUUAGCUGGGAUCGAAUCGAAUGCUUUCCUUUAUCCCAUGUGAAUAUUAUCAGCAAAGGGUUUGUAGCUUUUCCUAAUUCGAAUUGUUUGAGGAUUUGGCCUAUGCUGCUGCCAUUCUUGUCAGGGUUUUUAGGGUGCUACGAAAGGGUUUUAUCAAAUUGGGGGGAAAUUCGUGAGCUUGGACAGAAAAGGGUUAGAUUGAUUACAUUGUUCUUCACUACAGUUGUUUUGUUCAUACCUGCUUGUGUUAGCAUGCUCGUGUUUGAAGUCGAGGGCGAUAGCAUUUCCUUGUCGAGCCUAGGCUGGCCGUUGGCGAAUACUGUAGUUUUUGGUGUGCUUUUGAGUGAGAAUUACACUGAUGAGAGAUCAGUAGCUGCAUCUAAAGAUAAUCAGAGGGAGUAUUUUGUGACAUUUGUGUGUACUCUUGUGUUGGAGCUGUUCUAUUUUCCCGAGCUCUCGUUGUGGGGAUUGCUUAUAUGUGGUUUGUUGCUGUGGGUAGCGGUGAGGGAGCUGAAUCCUGUUAGUAUUAGUUAUCCUGAGUUGGGGGUUGAGUCGUCUGAAUCACGUGGCAUCGAGGUGAUGAAACCUAUUAGGCACAUUUUGAGUGAGCGAAAGUCACGCAAGAUUGCUCUGUUUCUGUUGAUAAACACUGCUUAUAUGGUUGUUGAGUUUGUGGCUGGUUUCAUGAGUAACAGCCUAGGGCUGAUCUCCGAUGCUUGUCACAUGCUGUUCGAUUGUGCUGCUUUGGCGAUUGGUUUGUAUGCUUCCUACAUCUCACGCUUGCCAGCGAAUGGUCAGUUUAAUUAUGGGCGUGGGAGAUUUGAGGUUCUCUCUGGAUAUGUUAAUGCUGUUUUUCUGGUUCUUGUUGGAGCGUUGAUCACAUUGGAGUCGUUUGAGCGGAUUUUGGACCCUCAAGAGAUUUCUACGAGUAGUUUGCUGUCUGUCUCGGUCGGAGGUUUGGUUGUUAACAUGGUGGGGCUUGUCUUCUUUCACGAGGAGCAUCAUCACGCCCAUGGUGGAUCUGGGCCGUGUUCACAUUCCCAUCACUCCCAUGAGGAAGCUCAUUCCGACUCCCAUCAUUUACACGAGCAUGGCGAGAAGCAUCCGGAGCUCGUGGCUGUUGUCCAUGACUGCAGUGAGAAAUCGUGUUCAAAGCAUGAGGACCAAUGUAGUGUUGAUGUGGGAGACCACAAACACGACGACCAUCAUCACCACCACCACCACCACCACGUGAAGAAUGAGCAGCACGACCAUGAUCACAAACAUGUUGAACUACAUAGCCAUAAUCAGCAUCACGCCGAUGUAGAUGAUCAGCACCACCACUUCCUCCACCACCGCCAGAACCAUGUUGGCCAAUCCGAUCAUAACCACAGCCAUUCCAACCCCCUCUCAGGGGAGAAGGAAAAGCAUGACCUCCACCACCAGAAUGAUCAACUUGACCAUCAUCAGAAACAUGUCGAGCCACACCACCACCACCACCGCCAUGUCAAUGUAGACGACCAACAUCACCACCACCAUAAUCAUGACGGAGAAAAGGAAAAGAAGCAUCACCGCCACCACAUUGACCACAACAUGCAAGGCAUUUUCUUGCAUGUCUUGGCAGACACCCUGGGAAGUGUUGGAGUUGUUAUCUCAACUUUACUGAUCAAGUACAAGGGCUGGCUUGUUGCUGAUCCCGCCUGCUCAAUAUUUAUCUCAGCACUGAUUGUGUCAUCUGUGAUUCCAUUGCUUAGAAAUUCUGCAGAAAUCUUGCUGCAGAGAGUUCCCAGAUCCUACGAGCAGGAUCUCAAGGAAGCUCUAAACGACGUGAUGAAGCUGAAAGGGGUUGUUGGCUCUCAGAAUUUGCACGUCUGGAGCUUCACUAACACAGACAUUGUGGGGACCAUCCACCUCCAUGUUUCAGCAGAUUCUGACAAAGCUUCCAUCAAGAAACAAGUUUCACACAUUAUACGCGGAGCUGGGGUCAAGGAUUUGGCUGUGCAGGUAGAAUGCAUCACCUCUAAUUUAGAGUCACUUCAACCCUUAUGACUCCCUGCCUGCAUAAUGUGUUGUGGAGUGUUUUUCCAGCCUGCAACGAGCAGAACGUGGUAGAAUGUUCCGAUGCUCCCUCGUGGCCUCAACUAAGGUUGUUGUUUCCCCGGUCAUAGGGUUCAAUCUGAGACGUCGUGGAGAGGAUGGUACGAAGCUACUAACUGUAGAACAAAACCGUCUCAACUAGCAGGCUUUACUUGUACAGGGAUUAUUUUAGUUGAUCACAGAACCCUAGUUUCUCAUAGAUCAAAAGAAGGGCUAAUUUUUUGUUGUUCUUGUGUUGCUGUAAUGGUGAGAUGUUUCAAUAGAAGAUGAAGUUAACCUUCUGAUACAUGACAGGAAAUGUAUCUGUAUUUUUGUAGAAUUAAACAUCAGUUAUAGUAGAUUUGCUUAUUUCUGUAUUUUGUUUGCAUUCUGCCUGUAUUUUAGAAAUGUUUGUAUUUUUUUUUAAUACAUUAACAGUAAUAAAUAAAGAAAUUUAAAGGUCGCGCCA
This is a messenger RNA of Salvia miltiorrhiza (redroot sage), 3351 nucleotides long. RefSeq lists its product as uncharacterized. Gene Ontology annotation, biological process: transmembrane transport; zinc ion transport; intracellular zinc ion homeostasis. Gene Ontology annotation, cellular component: Golgi apparatus; membrane. The transcript has 2 exons. NCBI's taxonomy places the organism in Eukaryota, Viridiplantae, Streptophyta, Magnoliopsida, Lamiales, Lamiaceae. The coding region runs from base 162 to 2855 and encodes 897 amino acids. The record is from RefSeq and is a predicted model, not a curated record. Gene Ontology annotation, molecular function: zinc ion transmembrane transporter activity.